Molecule: messenger RNA, 936 nt
Organism: Cetraspora pellucida
Lineage: Eukaryota; Fungi; Glomeromycota; Glomeromycetes; Diversisporales; Gigasporaceae
Source: the annotation of a GenBank genome assembly
AUGUCUCUACAAUCUGAUCAUUCGAAACUUAAGAAAGACUGGUCUAGUGUUCGUGAUAUUCGUGAAGACACACCGACCUUUGGAACUCGAACCCUGGAAAACAAGGAACACGUUUGGAAACACAAUGCCUGGUUUGGAUAUCCUUUAUUUACUAGGGACAAUGUAGAAUGGGAUGAGGAACAAGAAAGAUAUGCGCGAGAAAGGAUUCUUAAACAAUCCAAUAAACUUAUGUCUCUUGAAGAACAACAAAAAUAUCAUCAAGAUGCAUCGAAAUAUUGGGACACAUUUUAUCUUCAUAACGAAAACAAGUUUUUUAAAGAUCGUCAGUGGUUAAAAAUAGAAUUCCCUGAACUUCAUGACGUUACGAAGUCAACCGUUGGUCCAAAAAAGAUAUUUGAGAUAGGAUGCGGAGCCGGAAAUACAAUGUUUCCAUUAUUAUCUGUAAAUCAGAAUCCUGAAUUAUUUAUUUAUGCUUGUGAUUUUGCUCUCAAUGCCGUUGAAGUUGUGAAGAAUAAUCCAGCAUAUGAUCCUCAAAAAAGUAAUGCAUUUUUUUGGGAUUUGACCAGUGAAAAUAUACCAGAAAACAUUGAACCUGGUUCACUUGAUAUUGUGGUAUUAAUAUUUGUCAUGUCAGCUAUACAUCCUCAGUGUUGGAGCCAGGCUGUAGAAAAUGUUUACAAGGUUUUGUAUGAUAUGGUGCAACUAAGAUUUAAAGAAGGUCGUAUGCUAUCCGAUAACUUUUAUGUCCGAGGUGAUGGUACGCGUGUAUAUUUCUUUACUUCAGAUGAAAUACAAACAAUAUGGGGUACAAAAUUUACACUUGAACAGAAUGCUAUAGAUCGUAGAUUAAUUGUUAAUAGACAUCGUAAACUUCAAAUGUAUCGAAUUUGGUUACAAGGUAAGUUUAGAAAAAUUGAAGAUCCGAACCCUUUAUAA